Neltuma alba is the source of this 909-nucleotide messenger RNA. Its product is annotated as mitochondrial metalloendopeptidase OMA1-like. The transcript has 2 exons. The record is from RefSeq and is a predicted model, not a curated record. Gene Ontology annotation, cellular component: membrane. Bases 1 to 909 code for a protein of 302 amino acids. Gene Ontology annotation, molecular function: metalloendopeptidase activity. Lineage: Eukaryota; Viridiplantae; Streptophyta; Magnoliopsida; Fabales; Fabaceae.
AUGGGUUCACAUGGAAGAAGAUCAGGAAAGCUUCUCUUUGAUUCUUUUCGAAGUUGCUCUUGGAGGAUUGUGCCGAAAACCCAAAUUUUGCUACCCAAUAAAAGAUUUUCCCAGCAUGAACACUUCUUAUUGAUGCCUGCAUGGAAUAGAGUGAAAUUUCAUAUCGGGAUUUCAUCGCACAGUCUUGCAUCACAGCGACUAGGAUUACAAGGUAGAGCCAACAGGAACUUAUGUAACCCAUUUCUCAAUGAGGCAAGGAGAUUUUACUAUGUUUAUAAUGUGCAGCAGCAGGAUCAACGUAAGCCGCGACGUCUUAGAAGGUGGUUUCUUGUUGGUUUGUUGAUUUAUUCAGGGGUUUGUGCCAAGAUAUACUAUGAUCAUUUAGAAUCCGUUCCCUAUCACAAACGGACUCGUUUAAUUCUCAUUUCUGAGUCUCAAUUGAGGAGCAGUGGAGAGACGUAUUUCAAGGGAAAGAGUGAGUCUUUUGGAGACAGAAUAUUGCCUGAUGCACACCCUGAAAGCAUUCGGGUAAGAAGGAUAGCUCAGGAUAUAAUUGAUGCAUGCGAGGCUGAGAUUCAGCGCGGAGGGUCACAACUUAGUACUGCGAGGUCACAUUUGGACGGAUUGAAGUGGGAGGAGUUAGUGGUGAGUGGUUCUGGAGACGCCUUUCAUGUGCCGUGUGAUAAGACUGUGAUGUUUGAUGGGAUGCCUGAGCAUCUCAAAAGUGACGCAGAGGUAGCAUUCCUCCUUGGACAUGAGAUUGGGCAUAUUGUGGCAAGACAUUAUGCGGAAAACUUGACAACAGCGUAUCGCUUUCGCAUUAUGAAGUCCAUGCUCAAUCCAAUUGGCUUGUGGGAUGCAUUCAUGAAUAAAUAUGCUGCUCAUGCCAUCGCUACCUUUUGGAAGUAA